This is a messenger RNA of Salarias fasciatus (jewelled blenny), 6212 nucleotides long. RefSeq names its product TAO kinase 2a (gene taok2a). Gene Ontology annotation, biological process: protein phosphorylation. The record is from RefSeq and is a predicted model, not a curated record. Lineage: Eukaryota; Metazoa; Chordata; Actinopteri; Blenniiformes; Blenniidae. The coding region runs from base 501 to 3923 and encodes 1140 amino acids. Gene Ontology annotation, cellular component: cytoplasm. The transcript is spliced from 20 exons. Gene Ontology annotation, molecular function: protein serine/threonine kinase activity; ATP binding.
CUCCGUCAGUCCCGCCCCGGCACUCCGAGCCAUCUUGUCUUAGCCAGGAGAGAAACGGGGGAAGAGGCGGCUCCGGCUCCGGGAUGGGGUGCAGAGUUUAGCUCCGGCUAUUCGGUGUGUGUUCGCGGACAUUAUGCUCUGGAGAACCGGCGGCCACACCCCGCAGAACCCGCAGAACCGCUCCGGUUAACGGUUAGCUUACCCCGGUUAUCCCGGCUAGGCUAGCCCAUUAGCUCAGAUUAGCAGCCCGGGAAGCGUCAGAGGGAGGCAGCGGAAAGUUUCCCCCACAGCCCGCUGGGCCGGCCGGUCAGUCCGGGACAGAGGUCCCGUCUUCAGCCCUGGACCCAGGAGGGCCGGUGGACAUGGAGCGCACGCCGUGUUGAUCUGCUUCCACCCGGCGAUGAGGACUCCGACUGGCUGCUAGCUGCUAGCUGCUAGCUCGGCUGCUAACGGUUGUUUUUCGUCGCUGAGCGGAACCUCGACCAGCCGCGGCCCUGGCCAUGCCCUCCAAUGCUCGGGCGGGCAAUCUGAAGGACCCGGAUGUGGCGGACCUGUUCUGCAAGGAUGACCCGGAGAAGCUGUUCGUGGACCUGCGUGAGAUCGGCCAUGGCAGCUUCGGAGCCGUCUACUUUGCCCGAGACGUCUGCAGCAAUGAGGUGGUGGCGAUCAAGAAGAUGUCCUACAGCGGCAAGCAGACCAACGAGAAGUGGCAGGACAUCAUCAAAGAGGUGAAGUUCCUGCAGAAGCUCCGUCACCCGAACACCAUCGAGUACCGAGGCUGCUACCUGAAGGAGCACACAGCAUGGCUGGUAAUGGAGUACUGCCUCGGCUCAGCCUCAGACCUCCUUGAAGUUCACAAGAAGCCGCUCCAGGAAGUGGAAAUCGCUGCGAUCACUCACGGAGCUCUGCAGGGACUCGCUUACCUUCACUCUCACAACAUGAUUCACAGGGACGUGAAAGCGGGAAACAUCCUGCUGACGGAGCCCGGUCAGGUCAAACUGGGAGACUUCGGCUCCGCCUCCAUCGUGGCUCCAGCCAACUCCUUCGUUGGGACUCCGUACUGGAUGGCUCCAGAGGUGAUCCUGGCCAUGGACGAGGGGCAGUACGACGGGAAGGUGGACGUCUGGUCUCUGGGUAUCACCUCCAUCGAGCUGGCCGAGAGGAAACCCCCGCUGUUCAACAUGAACGCAAUGAGUGCCUUAUACCACAUCGCCCAGAACGAGAGUCCCGUCCUCCAGUCCAACCACUGGUCCGAUUCCUUCCGUAACUUCGUGGACUCGUGUCUGCAGAAGAUUCCUCAGGACCGGCCGACCUCCGACGUGCUUCUGAACCAUCGCUUCCUGUGCCGCGAGCGUCCGCUGACCGUCGUCAUGGACCUGAUCGCGCGGACCAAGGACGCGGUGCGGGAGCUGGACAACCUGCAGUACCGCAAGAUGAAGAAGAUCCUGUUCCAGGAGACGCAGCAGAACGGCCCCGUGGCUGAGGGGGGGGACGAGGAGGAGGAGGCGGAGCAGUACCUGCUGCAGACCGGCACCGUGAACAGCAUGGAGAGCUCGCAGUCCGUCCCCAGCAUGUCCAUCUCGGCCAGCUCCCAGAGCAGCUCGGUCAACAGCCUGGCCGACGCCUCGGACGACAGCAGCAACGAGAUGGCCAUGAUGCAGGAGGGCGAGCACACCGUCACCUCCAACAGCUCCAUCAUCCACAGGCCCACGACUCAGGACAACAUCUACGAUGACCCCUACCAGCCGGAGAUGGACCAGCCUCAGGCCCCGUCCGCCGGACGCCGCAGAGCGUACUACCGGAACCGCGACCACUUCGCCACCAUCCGCACCGCCUCGCUGGUGACCCGGCAGAUCCAGGAGCACGAGCAGGGCUCGGCGCUGCGAGAGCAGAUGUCCGGCUACAAGCGCAUGAGGCGGCAGCACCAGAAGCAGCUGAUGGGGCUGGAGAACAAGCUGAAGGCCGAGAUGGACGAGCACCAGCUGAAGCUGGACAAGGAGCUGGAGAACCAGAGGAACAGCUUCUCCACGGAGGCCGACAAGCUGGCCAAGAAGCACCAGGCCAUCCUGGAGAAGGAGACCAAAGCCGCUCUGGCCGAGGAGAAGAAGUUCCAGCAGCACAUCCUGGGCCAGCAGAAGAAGGAGCUGACCAGCCUGCUGGACGCCCAGAAGCGGCAGUACCGCCAGAGGAAGGAGCAGCUGAAGGAGGAGCUGAACGAGAACCAGUCCACCCCAAAGCGGGAGAAGCAGGAGUGGCUGAUCCGCCAGAAGGAGUGUCUGCAGCAGGUGCAGGCGGAGGAGGAGGCGGGGCUGCUGCGCCGGCAGCGGCAGUACUACGAGCUGCAGUGUCGCCAGUACAAGAGGAAGAUGCUGCUGGCUCGCCACAACCUGGAGCAGGACCUGCUGAGGGAGGACCUGAACAAGAAGCAGACCCAGAAGGACCUGGAGUGCGCCAUGCUGCUGCGCCACCACGAGUCCACCCAGGAGCUGGAGUUCCGGCAGCUGAGCUCGGUGCAGCGGACCCGGGCCGAGCUGAUCCGCACGCAGCACCAGACCGAGCUCACCAACCAGAUGGAGUACAACAAGCGACGCGAGCAGGAGCUGCGGCAGAAGCACACCGUGGAGGUCCGGCAGCAGCCCAAGAGCCUGAAGUCCAAAGAGCUGCAGGUGAAGCGGCAGUUCCAGGAGACCUGUAAGAUCCAGACCCGGCAGUACAAGGCCCUGAGGAACCACCUGCUGGAGAGCACUCCCAAGUCCGACCACAAGACGGUCCUCAAACGCCUCAAAGAGGAGCAGACGCGCAAGCUGGCCAUCCUGGCCGAGCAGUACGACCACUCCAUCAACGACAUGCUGUCCACCCAGGCUGUGAGCAAGUUGCGGCUGGAUGAGACGCAGGAGGCGGAGUAUCAGGUGCUGAGGAUGCAGCUGCAGCAGGAGCUGGAGCUGCUCAACGCCUACCAGAGCAAGAUCAAGAUCCACACCGACAGCCAGCACGAGCGCGAGAUCAAGGACCUGGAGCAGAGGGUGUCGAUCCGCCGGGCGCUGCUGGAGCAGAGGAUCGAGGAGGAGAUGCUGUCCCUGCAGAACGAGCGCAGCGAGCGGAUCCGGACCCUCCUGGAGCGUCAGGCUCACGAGAUCGAGGCCUUCGACUCGGAGAGCAUGCGCCUGGGCUUCAGCAACAUGGCGCUGAGCGGCAUCCCGGCCGAGGCCUUCAACCAGGGCUACCCGACCCCCAGUCCGUCCUCGGGCUCCGGGGCCUGGCCGUCCCGGCCCGUCCCGCGCUCCGGCAGCCACUGGAGCCACGGCGUGCAGAACUCGGUGGCCACGCCCUCCUGGCGCGGCCAGAACCACGGCGGCAGCUUCGGCCGCGCCGAGUCGGUGUCGUCGUCGCACGGCCUGGGCCGGGACGGCGAGCCGGGCAAAGGCGGCCGCGCCCACUCGUCCUCGUCCUCCUCCUCCUCCUCCUCCGCCCACCACCACCAGCAGCACUACCUCCCCCAGCACUACCAGCACCACCAGAGCACGCCGCAGCUGUACCGCGACGCCCACGACUCGCGGGAGCGCGAGCGUUCCCGCGAGUGGGUGGGGGGCGGGGUCCAUUACUCCCACCACUCCCAGAGCCACCACCUGUCCUCCCACGCCUCCGCCCAGUCCCUGGCCCUGCUGCCCCCGCCGCCGCCGCCCCCUCCCAUCGCCCUGUCCUCGUCCUCCCCUCCCUCCUCCGCCUCCUCGUCCUCCUCGUCCUCUCAGGGCGGGUACGGCGGCGGCCUGAGCGUCCGGGGCCCCGCCCUCAUGGCCCUCAGGAACAGCCCCCAGCCGCUGAGGAGGACGGCGUCCGGGGGCCCCGGCGGCGACGGCGGCCUGAGCCGGAGCACCUCCGUCACCUCUCACAUCUCCAACGGCUCGCACCUCUCGUACUCGUGAGCCCGCCCCCGUCGCCACGGAAACGCUGAGUCAGCAGAAGCACCGAAUGGGCUUAGAGACUGGUCCCUGAACGCACCAUCACAGUAACGGGACGUAAACACACACACACACACACACACACACACACACACACACCGAGCUCUUUUCCAGCUCUUCUCUUCCUGUUCUCCGGCUGUUCUCAUGUCGUUUCUCUGUGAAAUCCCGUCUUUGCUGAUUCUGCUGUUCGGUGCUGAAACCCGCCGGUUGAAGCGAGCGUUCCUGACUCACCUGACCAGGUGUUUCCCCUCCGUCUGCGUCCGUGGAGCUUCCACUCCGGCUAGCGGUGCUUUAAAACCACUUCCUGUAAAUAAGUCCCGAGUCUUUCCUUCCUGCGUGUUUGAUACGUUCGGCCAUUUUUCUUUUCUCUGUUGUGAUGUUUCUGUUCUCUGAUUCUGAAAAAAAAACAAAAAACAAAAACAAACAAAGCGACACUGCCACGUCUGGCCGCCGCCCUCCGCCCGGCGCCACGCAGUCCCGAGCCCGGGUCGGCCGCAGUGUCUCCGACUCGCAGCUGGCAGUUUCUUCAGUUCUCACUCAGAAGUUUGUUUGUCUGAGCCGUCUUGAAGGGAUUGAGUCGACUUCAACUCCGAUGAAUUCAGAGAAUAUUCCUUCAGUGUUUCAUCAGAUUCACACUCAAAAAUGUAAAAUUUUUAAUUGUAAUUUUCCUAAAAAAAAAAAAAAAAAAAUGAAAUCCACGAAACAAAUGUCAGACUAAUGACCAGGAGGGAAAGCAUGAAGGACAAAGUGAAACUUUAAACUGAAGAGUUUUCAAACUGUGAAAUUCUCAACGUCUGUGAAAGAAGCAUCAGAUUUCUGAUUCAGGGACGAAGUGUUCGAUCGUCCCGAUCGACUCAGACAAACAGACUUCAACACUUUGAUGGAAUGUUUUGGUUUUUACCGGCUGAAGCCGCCGUCAGUCUCCUGUGCCACAACGGGGACGGACGGAGACAUUGGGGACAGAGGGAGACACCGGUGAGGGACAAAGACAUCAGGGACUGACGGUGACGGAGGGGUGUGUGUACAGACCCAGUGUGUGUGAGAACUCUCCCUGUUUCUAGAAAAGUGUAUAAAUGUAAUUUAAGUGUGUGAAGGCCUCAGGACAGCGGACGGCCGUCCCUCUGGAUCUGGACUCGGUGGACUUCCUGUGUACAUAGAAGCACUAACUCAGCCCGGUAGAGGACUCUGUCCCCAGAGUCCAGCCUGUUCGGUCUUAGAUUCAGACAGAUAGACGCUAUCUUUACGAUUAUUACUACUGCAGUUUGAAUAUUUAUGUUGUAUGCUAAUUUUUAAGGUUUUUAAAAUGUUAUUGCCAAUUUUGACCACUAGGUGGGGUUAAGCGCAAUGUUACUGUGAUAGAGCUAUAAAACAGCAGGAUGUUGGUGUCUAUGGAGGAACACAGGACUGCAUUUCCCAGCAUUCCUCUGGAGGUCUCAGGGUGGUGGCAGCGCCUUCUUGUUUUAUUUGAGCCAGUAUUAAAACGUCCACAGCUCCUCUGCUCGCUGGCGGCCAUCUUUUAUUUUGUGGGUCAGUUUUUAAUUUGCUCCGGACUCUCCACCCACCCAACACCCUCCUCCACCCAACCCCCCCAUUUAAAAUCUGACUCCAGCCAGCAAGAGGAGUCGGAGAACUGAGAAGAGAUUUCUGACCUGAAAUGUAACUUUGUGUGUCUGAGUUGGGUUUCGAACACGGUGUCGUCGGAGCCGGUCGGUGGUGUCGGACGCCGUCAGCCUGGUCUGCGCCGAGAAGAAACCAGCUGCUCCGGGUGGGGAGGGUGGAGGUGACUCCUCUCGAGAAAGUGUUUGAAGAGUGAGGUUUCAUUUUGCCAACAUCGUUCUUAGUGAUAUUGAGUUGAAAAUGUUUUAUUUUGAAAGCCAUUCCUGGAGUGGUGCUUUUUGCCAAUUAGAGCUGCAGAAUUUCCACGAGGCGUUGGUUGAUUCCGAACUGGGGGCGAUCUGUGAGCCGCUCGCAGACCGCCACACUUCGGUUCAGUCGAAAUGCCUGAAGGUACCGUCAGUUUUUGGAGAUUGCACUUUUGGCUGCUUGAUGGCAGCAGUGAGCUUCAGCCGGUUCUCCAGGAACAAUGGCUCACCGCACCAUCUGCUGGGGGAAAGUGGUAUUACAACUAGCUACAGGGUGAGCUUUGUUAAGUUGUUAAAAAAAAAAAAAGCAAGGACAUACUGUAUCUUAAAGAGCAGUUUGGAGAAUCGUCAUUUUUGGCUCUCUUUUAGAAACUGAAUUAAAAAAAAAAAA